Messenger RNA from Hevea brasiliensis (rubber tree), 1272 nucleotides. RefSeq names its product transcription factor MYB41-like. The record is from RefSeq and is a predicted model, not a curated record. Lineage: Eukaryota; Viridiplantae; Streptophyta; Magnoliopsida; Malpighiales; Euphorbiaceae. Bases 116 to 1108 code for a protein of 330 amino acids. The transcript has 3 exons.
AGCCAUCGUACUUGUGUCUUCUAGAGUAAAAUCAACUGUAUUGCUCUCAACUAAGGUAUCCAAAACCUGUCCUGCAUUGGUCACUGCAUAGAAUAGUACACACUGCACAGACAUAAUGGUUAGGUCUCCAUGUUGCUUUGACAGUAGCUUGAAGAAGGGUCCAUGGACACCCGAGGAGGAUGAGAAACUAGUUGAUUAUAUCAACAGAAAUGGUCAUGGAAGUUGGAGGACUCUGCCAAAGCUUGCAGGGUUGAACAGGUGCGGAAAGAGUUGCAGACUACGGUGGACAAAUUAUCUGAGGCCUGAUAUCAAGAGAGGAAAAUUUUCUGAAGAGGAAGAACGACUCAUAGUUAAUCUUCAUUCAGUUCUUGGAAACAAGUGGUCAAGGAUAGCUACACAUCUUCCAGGACGGACAGAUAAUGAGAUCAAGAACUUUUGGAACACCCACAUGAGGAAGAAGCUCCUCCAAAUGGGAAUUGACCCUAACACACACAAGCCUAGAGCUGAUCUCAAUCAUCUUUUGAAUCUUUCUGCCUUACUAUUUGGCAAUUUGACAAGUCCUUGGAACAAUAUCGUUAAGUUACAACUGGCAGACGCCACUCACCUAACCAACAUUCGAUUGUUGCAUAAUCUAUUACAGCAGAUUAUGAAUACAAGCACGUUUCCUGGUGUUACUGUUUCAGCAGGAACCCAAAAUCUUUACCCACUUGAACAACUACUCAAUAAGACUGCUACAACCUCCUUGUACACCAACGAACCAUUUGCACGAUCCGAGGAUCUUCCCUCUCAAGCACCAACCAUUGGAGUCAUAGAUAAUGCCAAUCUAUGGGCAUCCCUUGAAGGUGAAUUACUGGGCCUUAACAUGGAGAAUAACAACUUGAUUAUGAACAGUUGCUGUGAUAUUCAGACCGGAAACCCACUUCGUCAUCAGUUGGUUCCAGCCUCAAACUCAUCCUCUACUGGGACUUCCAUGGUCAAUCAAAUGGAAAGCAAUGCUAACCCAUUAAACGAUGUCGUUGAUUCUUGGGAUAAGCUAAUAGAUGAUGAUUCCUUCUGGAAAGAUAUUCAAGACUUAACAUCCUUCUCACAAUCACCUGCCUCCUGCUAGAGAUUUGUUGAAUGUGGAGAGAUUAGCAUAUGAUGAGAAAGUUCAUUUGACCUUCAUCGUUAUUAUUGUUAUAGUUUAAGAUUUUUCUCUUUCUUUUUCAAAUUUUUUAAUUUAUUCAAUCUUGAUGUAGAUGCUGGUUAUUAAUUAUAAUACGUUACCUGUAA